GUCACAAAAAGUGUUUCCUCAAGUUCAGCUCAACGAUUUCUUGCUAACAGCCUCUUCUACUGCGGACUUCUUCCUUCAUUACAAGAAAUAAAGAGUCACAGAGACUGACCAGAGCGACUAAAGUAACUUUCAUCAUGGAAAAUUGUGACGUUCCCGUUCUCCUGACCGACAACCAGACAGUAAGGAGAACCUCUGCUCGCCAGGCAGAGAGCGCGUCGAGGCCCUCAGCCUGGAGACAGUGUUCAUGCUGCAGGGACAAGCAGGGGCCGACUCUAAAGAGAAAGCGCCGGCCCUCUGCUGCUCCCGGAGACCUUCACCAGAAGAGGAGGCGCACCUCCGGAGCCCGUCCCCUCCCUGACCAUCCAGAGGUGUUGGACUGUGUCCCCGCUGUGCAGCCCUCCUCAGCUGGUGACCAUUCAGGGUCUUUGGAUUUGGUCCGGAAGCCUGGAGCGACCAUCCCACCUGCUGACCUGCCCCGAGUCUCCUGUGUGGCCCCCAGCCUCCAGCCCUCCACUGCUCCACUGCACGACGGCCCUCUGAACAUAUUCAACCUCCCAGUGGAAGAAUACCAGCAGCUGUACCACGAGGUUGUUGAUGAAAUGCUGAGGUUCAAGAGCGGCCGUCUGCGUCCUUACACUCUGAGCCUGGGGCGCGUCAUCAAGCAGAAGCUGUGGCAGAGACUGGACCGUCCCCUGUUCACCGAAACAGUCAACGGAGACGGACUGGUGCACGUGGAUGUCUCCUACGGGGUUGGAGUCUUCCCUCCCCUCCACCAGUUGUUGUUGGACUCCACACGUCCAGAUGUACCAGGAGCUGAUCGAGAGCCGGGAUCAUUCCUUCUACCACAAGAGCCAUGUUCCAGAGAUGCUUAUUCCUCCUCCACCUUCACCACCAACUCCUGCUCCUUGUCUGCACUUUUGCACUGUUGUUUAAUAAAUUCCAUCAUUGCUUUUGAUCAUUAGUUUUAUUUAAAUCUGAAUUCAUUUACAGAAAACUGAUACUUUAAUGUUCAAGAUCCAAUUGAGUAAUUAGGAAUGACAUUUUUUCAUCCAUUUUCUGUUUGUUGGUGUAUCUUCCACAAUACACGAUACCAAAAGCAAGCAGUAGUUUUAAUUUGCAUAUUAAAACAUUUCUGAUAACAAACAAAACAGAAUAGUCUUAUGCAAAAUAAUAUAAUUGAGAAGUUUCAUGGUUAUUAUUAUUACUUUCAUACUUUGUAGAAUUCUAUUGUCUUCUACAAGGGGUUGAGAGGGCAUUACAAUCUGCACAACGGUAUUUUUCCUCCUUUCUCACCUCUUGGUCAUCUAACUUAGACAGUGUAGGAUGUUAGAAAUAAACUGACGACCCGGUUCAUAAAAUUAAUAAAAUGCAUAUA
Gasterosteus aculeatus aculeatus (three-spined stickleback) is the source of this 1375-nucleotide messenger RNA. NCBI's taxonomy places the organism in Eukaryota, Metazoa, Chordata, Actinopteri, Perciformes, Gasterosteidae. The record is from RefSeq and is a predicted model, not a curated record.